AUGGCGGUAGACAGCAAGUUCGUCACAUAUCAACAUCCGACAUUCCAAGCGCUGGAGCUUCUACUACCUCGUACGCUUUGGUCCGAGACUUUUCUCGAUCUACGCGCAAAGUUCACCCUUACAGGCCCCCCGUUGUCCCCGGCAUCACAUUCGAAGCCUUUGGAACUGACCGCCACGUCAUUUCAUCACAACAAGUUGGAAAAGGAUUUCCCAAACGUAUCUAAUAGAGCUUUGAGUGUGUCGGCAGUUGAAAGCACAUCGCGGGGGCUUCACCACGGGGUAACGCAAGAAGUUGAUGAAAAUCAUACUGAUCAAGAGUGGAAUUCGCAUCACUGCAAUCCUUCUUGGUCGCUCGUAGCAUUGCAUCGGCGCUUCAUACGAGCCAAGUUCCCGCUUGGAUUUCAUUUUGGAUCCAAAAUAAGUGUCAGCAACUACAAAAGUGACUCUUGGAGUUCUGUGGCUCCUACCCACUCCCCACCGCUUCUGCCUGUGGUGUCGGAUACGGCUGUAGUACGAUAUGCAUACGGGGGUCCUAACCAAAUAAAGGAACAAGGGUGUGUGGAGACAAAACAUUCGUGCCUGAACGGGGAAGAAACGCAAAAAAGCUCCCUCCAGCAGUUAAAAGAAAGUGAGUUUCGCAAGGAAAUUCUCUCGACGGUGUUUGUUAAUGUUAACGGUGCUGAAGAGGACCCCACUGAUCGGAGCAAGUACAAACAGCGGAUGGUUUGCAGCCGGUUGAUCAAUACAAGCGACCAUAAUUAUUGUGGUGCUGGGGAGCAACAAGAGUUAAGGGCGAAGAAUUACGGUUUGGCUGCAAGGUGUAAACGCGUCCGAAACAAUCUCGUUGAAACCUCUCUGGACACGAGACAGAAUCAAAGGGAAGAUAGUGAAUGUUUCUCUUCUGUAAAAGUCCGAAAAGACAUGAAAAAUGGAAAACAUUACUCCCCAUGGACUCCAGGAUUUAUGUGUGAUUCCACCUUUCGCACGCUGCCCCACGAGUUGCGGAGGUCGGCAUCGUGCCACAUGGUUGAAAAAGACGGCGACUUACAGAAAGACGCAAGUGAGGAAAGUAGGAAGAGCGCGCGCUCGAGCCCCAUUACUGGGAAGAAGUGGGAACAUUCUGUGGAGGUGCAGCCGGCGGCGGCGUAUGCUUCUCCACGGUGCCCUCCGUGCUCUGCGAUGCCCCCAGUCUUCCAUAUCGAUGUAGAUGACGAUGCUGCGGGUGAAUGCUGGAAUUUAUCCCGUCACCGCUGUUAUUCAGAGGAGGCAUCGCAGAGGAAAGUUGAUAUAAGCAAAUGUGAAGACGGAGUAGCUGGGUAUAAAAUUCCUAGAUGUAGACCAGAUGGCAGCUCGACCACAUCCACUCAUGAAGCUUUAUCGGAGAAGAUCUAUGUGGGCGCAAGUGAGGUCUGUGUUAUGCAAGUAGGUUUGAUCUGUGAUGGAGCGAAUCCAUUGCUGCCUCAUAAACCGAGCCACACGCACGAAAGCCUUACGAUCGAUGCCACAACACCACCACUGCAAGACGUUACUAACGUAAACUCCUCGGAUUCAGUAAAUACUGCGUCGAUUUCGGAUCAACAUCGAGAUGCGCUCAACGCCCUACGCACGAUUUCCCAAGUCCUUACGGAGGUAAGGCAAAUCCAUCUAUUGUGUUGCCCUCUAUGCUCAUCGUCUGCAGGAUCGCUACGGUGGUGCAGUUGGGCAAGUCAAUCCAAGGGCACAUCCGGCAGAUCUCUUAUCGAAUGCAGCGAUUCUGAAAAAGCAGAAGAAGGGUCUCUUGAUGCUGAAGGUGAUAUCGAACGUGAUGCGGACGUCGAACUCUCCAUUGCAGGUCUGGUCGCGUAUCGGGAUCGCGUCGAGCGCGCUGUGGAUCGCUUUUUGCAGCAUCAAAGACUUCGUGUGCGGACCCUUCUCGACUCCAGGCCUAAUAUGUACAAAGAGUACACCUCCCCUUCGAUACUCUCCGCCAGCACCGCACUGAGAUCCAAGGUGGAUCAUGUGUUGCUGCGUGCAUGCCACGAAUUAGGCGGUGUGGAAUUGCUUGAGGCACUUAUGAUCGGCUUGCCCAAGGAUUUAUAG
Phytomonas sp. EM1 is the source of this 2079-nucleotide messenger RNA. Lineage: Eukaryota; Euglenozoa; Kinetoplastea; Trypanosomatida; Trypanosomatidae. The record is from the annotation of a GenBank genome assembly.